Messenger RNA from Metopolophium dirhodum (rose-grain aphid), 705 nucleotides. Its product is annotated as zinc finger MYM-type protein 6-like. Lineage: Eukaryota; Metazoa; Arthropoda; Insecta; Hemiptera; Aphididae. The coding region runs from base 1 to 705 and encodes 234 amino acids. The record is from RefSeq and is a predicted model, not a curated record. The transcript has 3 exons.
AUGGUAGCAUUUUGUAUAGCCAAAUAUAAAAAACCAUAUAAUAUCGGAGAAUGUUUAGUAAAACCCAGUUUAUUUAAUUUUACCAGUAAGUUUUUACGGCCUUCUGCUGCUAAACUAAUUUAUUUACCUUUAUCUAAUGACACAAUUUCCAGAAGAAUAAAUUAUCUUUCUGUGCACAUUGAAGAACAAGUUAUAGAUAAAAUAAAACUAUCAGAAUGGUUUACAAUACAACUUGAUGAAUCAACUGAUAUAUAUCCUAAAAAAGCUAUUCUAUUAUGUUACGUCCGUUUUAUUGAUUUUCAUACAUUGUGUGAAGAUUUAUUAUGUUGGUGUGGAUUACCUACGCGCACAACAGGACAGCAUUUAGUUGUGAAAAAAAAUUCACCAGAUUUGAACGAAGGAUUGAUUGAGGUUGUAAAAAUAAUUAAUUUUAUUAAAAGUAUUGCCUUAAAUUCUAGCUUAUUUUCCAUUUUGUGUGAGGAAAUGGGAUCUGAACAUUCUCAUUUACUAAUGCAUGCAGAGGUUCGUCUUGGCAUAUUAUAUUCAGUUCAGUGCAUCGUUGUAAAUGUUGUCAACGAUCAAGCUCCUUGGAAAUGUAUGAAUCCAUUCCAGAUUUCUUUGGAGGGCGGGUCUAUUGCUGAUUUAAGUGGGCUAAGCACCCACAUGCCCCCCGAAUUUUCACCUAUGCUGCUCUUUGACCAUUGA